CCGAAAUCAAACCCUCGAACGUUCUUCGACUUUAAACACCCGAUUUUCACAACCUGUUUAUUACAAAUUUCUCAAAUUUUGAUUAAUCUAUUCGUUUAUUUCUUUGAAAGAUCAAAUCUCCAUUCCAAUCUUGAAAUGGUGAGGAAGCGAGUACCUGAUUGGCUCAACAGUUCUCUCUGGUCUACAACUCCGGCGGACGAUGGUCUCCACCGCUAUUCCCCUUCUCCCACCACCACAACCACCACCUCUUCCGCCACCGUUUCCGAGCCAACUCUUCAGCCUCCGGCUACAGUGCCUCCUCCCGCUGCAGCCUCGAAACCUCAGUCCACUCCUACUUCUCCGAAACUCGAAAUCAGAGAUCCAGUUAAUAAAAAUAGUAACAACAAUAGCGGUGGUAAUGAUCAAAACGGCGACUCUUCUGGCGUUUCUCCCGAUGAUAUCUCUCGCCAGGCUCAGCUCUUGGCCGAGUUAUCUAAGAAGGUGAUAAAUAUGUGGGAAUUACGGAGGAUUGCGUCGCAGGGGAUUCCUGAUGGUGCAGGAAUCAGAUCUACUGUCUGGAAGUUGUUGUUAGGGUAUUUACCACCUGAUCGUUCGCAGUGGUCUUCUGAAUUAGCUAAGAAAAGGUCUCAGUACAGGCAUUUUAAAGAAGAGCUCUUGAUGAAUCCUUCAGAAAUCACAAGGAGGUUGGAGAAGUCUGUGGGUUGUGACAAUGAUGAAUCAAAACCUGAAGGCAGGGGUCUGCUAUCAAGAUCACAAAUAACUCAUGGAGAGCAUCCUUUGAGCCUUGGGAAAAGCAGUGUCUGGAAUCAAUUCUUCCAGGACUCGGAAAUCAUAGAACAGAUUGACCGAGAUGUGAUGCGCACUCAUCCAGACAUGCACUUCUUCUCUGGGGAUUCGCAGCUUGCAAAAUUUAAUCAGGAUGCAAUGAGAAACAUAUUAAUCGUAUUUGCCAAGUUAAAUCCGGGUAUAAGAUAUGUUCAAGGGAUGAAUGAAAUCUUGGCACCUCUAUUUUAUGUAUUCAAAAAUGACCCUGAUGUGGAAAUGGCGUUGCAGGCUAAUGCUGAAGCCGACACAUUCUUUUGUUUUGUUGAGUUAUUGAGUGGAUUCCGAGAUCAUUUCUGCCAGCAACUUGACAACAGCAAUGUGGGAAUUCGCUCCACAAUUACUAGGUUGUCACAACUUUUGAAGGAACAUGAUGAAGAGCUUUGGCGUCAUCUAGAGGUCACAACUAAAGUCAACCCCCAGUUCUACGCAUUUAGGUGGAUCACUCUGCUUUUGACACAGGAGUUCAAUUUUGCAGAUAGUCUUCACAUAUGGGACACGCUUCUUAGUGACCCUGAAGGUCCUCUGGAGACAUUGCUUCGGGUAUGCUGUGCGAUGUUGAUUCUCAUCCGUAGGCGGCUGUUAGCCGGGGAUUUUACUUCAAACCUUAAGCUACUCCAGCACUAUCCGUCAGCAAAUAUCAGCCAUUUGCUGUACGUUGCGAACAAGUUGCGCACACAAGCCAUAGGGUAAAAAAGCUUUUAGUAACCACGUAUUUGUGUCGUGUUUUCGUCAUUAGUCCGUCCCCCUCCCCUCAAACCCCAUUUGUUCUUUUAUUUGAGAGAGAGAGAAAAAAGCAUUCAGUGCUUGUAAUGUAAAUUGGUGGGUGUAAAUUGGUUGGGAGUAACAGCUAACAUGCAGGCAGGGAGAACAUUUUCUCUCUGUUUGUGUUUCAUUAGAAUUGUUGUGUUGAAGUUAUGUAGUGUUUUGUUUUUAUGGUGGAUUGAUUCA
Gossypium raimondii (Peruvian cotton) is the source of this 1773-nucleotide messenger RNA. RefSeq lists its product as uncharacterized. Bases 136 to 1515 code for a protein of 459 amino acids. The transcript is spliced from 9 exons. Gene Ontology annotation, molecular function: GTPase activator activity. The record is from RefSeq and is a predicted model, not a curated record. NCBI's taxonomy places the organism in Eukaryota, Viridiplantae, Streptophyta, Magnoliopsida, Malvales, Malvaceae. Gene Ontology annotation, biological process: intracellular protein transport; activation of GTPase activity.